Molecule: messenger RNA, 2217 nt
Organism: Camellia sinensis
Lineage: Eukaryota; Viridiplantae; Streptophyta; Magnoliopsida; Ericales; Theaceae
Product: ABC transporter G family member 1
Cellular component (GO): membrane
Molecular function (GO): ABC-type transporter activity; ATP binding; ATP hydrolysis activity
Source: RefSeq, a predicted model, not a curated record
UCAACACCACAACCCCCCCGCCCUUCUCUCUCUCUCUCUCUCUCUCUCUCCCUCUCUCUCUCCAUGGCUUCUCUUCAUAACUUCAACUCAGCAUCCACACACACUAACCUGGAAAAGAGCUCACUAGAGGUAGAACCUAAUUCAAUAAUGCCAAGAUGUAGAGAUGUACAUGCAGUUACAAUUGAGUGUGGGUUGAACAAUGAUGGUGAUGCUGGGAUUUCCUUGACAUGGGAGGAUCUCUGGGUGACAGUUCCAGAUGGGAAGGGUAGCAGCAGACCAAUCAUUCAAGGCCUCACUGGCUAUGCAAGGCCUGGUCAGCUCUUGGCCAUUAUGGGCCCUUCUGGCUGUGGCAAGUCUACUCUCCUUGAUACCUUAGCAGGGAGAUUAGGAGCCAACACAAGACAGGCUGGUGACAUAUUAAUUAACGGUCACAAACAGAAGUUGGCUUAUGGAACAUCGGCUUAUGUGACUCAAGAUGACACCUUGCUUACAACAUUAACCGUUAGAGAAGCCGUGUACUACUCUGCUCAACUCCAACUACCAAACUCCAUGUCCAAAUCCGAAAAAAAAGAGAGAGCAGACAUGACAAUAAGAGAGAUGGGCUUACAAGACUCCGAGAACACAAGAAUUGGUGGGUGGGGAGCUAAAGGCCUAAGUGGAGGGCAAAAGAGGAGGGUAAGCAUUUGCAUAGAGAUUCUAAAGCGCCCAAAACUUCUCUUCCUUGAUGAACCAACAAGCGGGUUGGAUAGCGCCGCAUCAUACUAUGUCAUGAGUAGAAUCGCACGCCUUGAUCAACGACAAGGAAGGACUAUAAUUGCUUCGAUUCAUCAACCAAGUAGUGAAGUCUUCGAGCUAUUCCACAAUCUUUGUCUUCUGUCUUCGGGUAGAACUGUAUACUUUGGCCCCACUAGUGCUGCAAACGAGUUUUUUACAUCAAAUGGAUUCCCAUGCCCAACUCUUCAGAAUCCAUCUGACCACUUCCUUAAAACAAUAAACAAGGAUUUUGAUGAGGACAUAGAAGAAGGUUCUACAGGAAAGAAAUCAACAGAGGAAGUGAUCAGUAUUCUUGUAAAGUCAUAUAAAUCAUCUGAUGGUUACCAACAAGUUCAAAGACAAGUUUCUGAAAUAUGUAAACGUGAAGGAAGAGCACUUGAGAAGAGCAGAAGCCAUGCUAGCUUCCUCACCCAAUGCCUAGUUCUUACCAAAAGGUCUUUUGUGAACAUGUAUAGAGACCUUGGCUAUUACUGGUUGCGGCUAGCUAUCUAUGUUGCAUUGGCAUUAGGUUUGGGCACUAUCUACUAUGACAUUGGCUUCAGUUAUAGUUCAAUUCAGGCUAGAGGUGCAAUGCUUGCAUUUGUUGCUUCAUUCUUGACUUUCAUGACAAUUGGUGGCUUCCCCUCAUUUGUGGAGGAUAUGAAGGUAUUUGAACGGGAAAGGCUGAAUGGGCACUAUGGUCCUAGUGCAUUUGUCAUUGGCAACACACUCUCAAGCCUUCCCUAUUCAUUUCUCAUUUCACUGAUUCCUGGGGCAAUUGCAUAUUACCUCACUGGACUUCAAAAAGGAUGUGAACAUUUCAUAUACUUUGCUGCAAUGCUCUUCACUUGCAUGAUGUUGGUAGAGAGCCUAAUGAUGAUCGUUGCAAGCAUUGUGCCAAAUUUCCUCAUGGGUAUAAUAACCGGCGCAGGAAUUCAAGGUUUGAUGAUUUUAGGCGGUGGAUUCUUUCGACUGCCCGAUGAUUUACCCAAACCAUUUUGGAGAUACCCUUUGUUCUACAUUGCAUUUCACAGGUAUGCAUACCAAGGAAUGUUUAAGAAUGAGUUUGAAGGGCUAAGAUUUGCUAGUAAUCAAGUUGGAGGACACAAGACAAUCAAUGGUGAAGAUGUUUUGAGAAAUAUGUGGGAAGUGGAUAUGGAUUAUUCUAAGUGGGUUGACCUAGCCAUCUUGUUGUCAAUGGUGGUUUUGUAUAGGUUGAUGUUCUUGGUGAUUAUAAAGACUGUUGAGAAUGUUAAGCCUGCCAUUAGGGCAUUGAUGUCUGCGAACCCUAAGCAAGCAGCACAAAUCAUGAUGAAUCCAAGUGACACUUCAAUUCACAUGUAGUGAUUUAGGUCUCAAAUCUUGUGUAGUCAUUUGCCUAUGUACUCAUCAAUGAUAUGUACUUUCAUCGUUGUAGCAUAUCUAUAAGGUGUUUUGGCAAGAUGAUUAAAAGUUGUUUUUUGA